Molecule: messenger RNA, 694 nt
Organism: Closterium sp. NIES-67
Lineage: Eukaryota; Viridiplantae; Streptophyta; Zygnematophyceae; Desmidiales; Closteriaceae
Source: the annotation of a GenBank genome assembly
GGAAUGAAGGAGGAACCGCUGCAACUCGAACCGGAAGGUCGCAACCAAGUCGCGAGGAGUUGCUCAAAGCUCAAGAAGCAUGGGAUCGGAAGGAUCGCCAGGCAUUUCAGUACCUGUGUUGGGCUUUGGAGGGGCAACUUGAGCUUCUUAAGAUGCUGAUUGACCUGAAGGGGAAGGAAGGUGCAGCAGCUGCAGCUUAGAAAAGAGUGCAAGAUAGGCACUUGCAGAAAGGGCUUCUAAGCGUGCUUACUUGGCGGAAGCGGUUUUACACCAUGGAGCGGAACUAUGGGGAGGGGGAGACCAUGGUUCAGUAUCUCCAGAGGGUGGAUGAGAAUGUGAGGGCUUUGGAGGAGCUAGAUUACACGGUAGAUGAGAAGGAGAUCAUCUAUACUGCACUCCAAGGGUUGGAUCAAGCGGCUAAUGAGGCAUUACUACAGUACCUUCACCUCGAGCAACAGAAAUGGACCAAGGUGUGGAUUUGGGAGGUUUUAAUUUCUGAUGAGGCUCGCAAGGUUGAUGCUGGAAGAGGCCUAGAAGGAGGCAUGGGGGCAGCAGAUAAAGCUUCCUUCAGGAAAGGCUAUCAACAACAAGGAGGGAAUCAGGGGCCAAGGUAAAGGUGUUAAGGUCAGAUCGGGGUGGAGAGUACCUUGGGAAAGAACUUCAAAUCUUCUUGGAAGAAAAGGGUAUUUCCCAC